Acaromyces ingoldii is the source of this 2246-nucleotide messenger RNA. Its product is annotated as Alpha,alpha-trehalose-phosphate synthase. The transcript has 3 exons. Gene Ontology annotation, cellular component: cytosol; alpha,alpha-trehalose-phosphate synthase complex (UDP-forming). Gene Ontology annotation, molecular function: catalytic activity. Lineage: Eukaryota; Fungi; Basidiomycota; Exobasidiomycetes; Exobasidiales; Cryptobasidiaceae. Bases 174 to 1922 code for a protein of 582 amino acids. Gene Ontology annotation, biological process: trehalose biosynthetic process; cellular response to heat. The record is from RefSeq and is a predicted model, not a curated record.
CCUCCACUCCACGAUUUUACGCCCUGCCCUGCCUUUCGUGUCGAGCCGGAAGAUCUCAAUUUCACAUGAGACACUGCGACAGCUACACUACUUCUCCUCCUACUGAUCGACCUUUUACCUCCGUCCCUGCCUGGUCCUUUAGGCGACGUUGAUCAGCAGAAAGACUAGAAAAUAUGGCCGACCCAAACGAUGGCCAGCUGCCGCAGCCCAAGUUCUUUCUGGACCCGUCAGCGCACCUCAUCGUCGUCUCAAAUCGGCUGCCCGUGACUAUCAAGGCUGAUGCGUCACAGCCGGGCGGCUACUCGUUCAGCCUCUCGAGCGGCGGGCUCGUCUCUGCGCUGAGUGGUUGCAAGAAGCACAUGUCCUUUACCUGGAUUGGCUGGCCCGGCCUGAGCGUCGCCACGCGGGCCGAGGAGGAGCACAUCGAGCAGCGGCUGCGCGACGUGUACAGCUGUCAGCCCGUAUGGAUCGACGACGACAUUGCGGAUGCGCACUACAACGGCUUCUCCAACUCGAUCCUCUGGCCCCUCUUCCACUACCACCCGGGCGAGAUGAACUUUGACGAGGCCAACUGGCUUGCGUAUAGGGAAGCCAACCUCAAAUUCGCAGAGACGGUCCGAAGAAUCGUCAAGAAGGGCGACAUGGUCUGGGUGCAGGACUACCAUCUGAUGCUCCUGCCCCUAAUGCUUCGCACUCUGAUAGAGGGGUCGGAGUUGCAGGGCUACGCAUCACAGCGCGAGCUCGAGCAUGUCAGGCACGGCGUCGAUGGUACAUCGCAGCUCAACGACUCCGAGGGGCUCGCUGCCCCACGGACAUCGCCCUACAGCAGUAUGGACGACACCAUGAAGAAACCAACGAGCGCGACAGUAGACGAGGAGGAUGAGUCGGAGCAAGUGCAGAAGCAACAAGAGGAUGGAGCGCGCGAGGGACAUGGUCUGGGCACAUCGGACGGUAUCAGCGCGCGGGGCGCCAUCAAGAUUGGCUUCUUUCUGCACACGCCCUUUCCCAGCAGCGAGAUCUACCGCAUCCUGCCCGUGCGCCGCGAGAUCCUGCUGGGAAUCCUCCACUGCGACCUCAUUGGCUUCCACACCUAUGACUAUGCUCGCCACUUCCUCUCAUCGUGCACCCGUAUCCUUGGCCUGCCGACGAUGCCGAACGGCGCCGAGUUCGAGGGCCGGUACGUGCAUGUGGGCACGUACCCCAUCGGCAUCGAGCCUGCGCAAUUUGAGGAGGGCCUCAAGCGCGAGAGCGUACUGCAGCGCAUCAAGUCGCUCGAGCGCCGCUUCGAGGGCGUCAAGAUCAUCGUCGGUGUCGACCGGCUCGACUACAUCAAGGGCGUGCCCCAGAAGCUACACGGGCUCGAGACGUUCCUCCACGACCACCCCGAGUGGAUCGGCAAGGUAGUCCUGGUCCAGGUGGCCGUGCCGUCGCGCCAGGACGUCGAGGAGUAUCAGAACCUGCGCGCUAUGGUCAACGAGGCCGUGGGCCGCAUCAAUGGCCGAUUUGGAACCGUCGAGAGCAUGCCCAUCCACUUCUUGCACCGCAGCGUCACCUUUGACGAGCUGUGCGCCCUCUACGCCAUCAGCGAUGCCUGCCUCGUCUCGAGCACGCGCGACGGCAUGAACCUCGUCUCGUAUGAGUACAUUGCGUGCCAGAAGGAGCGCAACGGCGUCAUGAUUCUCUCCGAGUUUGCCGGCGCAGCCCAAUCGCUUAACGGAUCCCUGAUCGUGAACCCCUGGGACAAGUUUGCCGUCGCCGACGCCAUUCACGAGGCCCUGACGAUGCCGGCCGACGCGCGCAAGGCAAACUUUGAAAAGCUCAGCCGCUACGUCCUCAAGCAUACAGCCAGCCACUGGGGUUUGAGCUUCGUCUCGGACCUGACGAGGAUCAGAGUGGGUCGGUCACCGCCCGGGCUCGUCUGAGGUGGACCCUUCUUCUGCUCUCGCUUUUUUUCUCUCUCUCUCGUGUGUACAUCAGCCAUCCAUCUGCAUCUCCAUUGCCAUAGGUCUCUUCCACUGUCUCCCGAUGGCACUGGCAAUAGGCCGCGCGUCCAUACACGAACGAAUGUGCGGCUGUAGCCGUGCAUGAGAAAAGAACGUUGCAACCAAGCGAUGUGAUAAUACGAAGGAGGGAAAAGGAAGCUAUCCAGAAGGUGUAUAGGGCGAAAGCUUAGUCGACAAUGGUGAGCUCCUUGGAUCGGUUGGCCGCAUAGGCGUCCUUCCACUGCUCCCAGAUGCGCUCGAGCU